Hyaloscypha bicolor E is the source of this 497-nucleotide messenger RNA. RefSeq lists its product as uncharacterized. The record is from RefSeq and is a predicted model, not a curated record. Bases 1 to 408 code for a protein of 135 amino acids. The transcript has a single exon. Lineage: Eukaryota; Fungi; Ascomycota; Leotiomycetes; Helotiales; Hyaloscyphaceae.
AUGGCGGUGCAAGUAUCCUCUUCGGGACUACUGCUGUCAUCACCACCCUCCGCGCAUACAUCGUACGGCCACUCUCGGUUUCACUCUUCUGAUAUCGGACUUGGCGGCAUGGACGUCGUGCCAGGCGGCGUGAAUCAAUGGUGGUUUCCCUGGCCUCGCAAAGCCCACGUAGCAGGCGGUUUUGCGCGUGUGGUGUUGGGUUGGAGCAACGGCCGACUGGGAUUCGGGGAUUCGGAGAUUCUGGGCCUCUGGGAUUCUGGAAUGUUUCAAUGCUGCUGUUCUCGCUGGGUUGUUGGCAGUGUGCUCGAAGACUCGCAGAACCGUCGUGGCCCCCAAACGCUGGCGUCACCGAACGACUUGCAAGAGCUAGUACGGGCAGGACUUGGUGCUGCAAGCAAGCAGACUUAGCAGAGAGGCAAAGGGAGAGCUAGCCAAAAAAUGUUAGCAAUAAUUGACGAGGAAGAAGCCGUCAAGCAGCGCGCCUUGGGUACGGUCAA